UUUAGUUAACGUUCCGAACACUGCUUUUUUCAUUAAGUGAACAUGUCUAAUGUUUGUGUUAUUUAUUCCAUAAUAAUACACAGUGACUUUAAAAAAGAAAAAAAAUGUCGUGCUUGUCUUGAGCAUUCAAUUUCGAUGAUAAAAGUGUUCGUAACAUCAUGCCAUAUACCGUCAAGAUGGUCGUUCCGAAAAAAAAAUGAAAAUUGAAAGCCCAUACAAAGUCACUGAUAAUGAAACAGAUUUUAAUUCUAAUCACAAAGAACAAGAAAAGAAAAACCAGGGCUAUGUUGUGGAAAAUAUUUUAGACAAGCGUAUAAAAUAUGAGAAGGUGGAAUACUUUCUCAAAUGGAAAGAUAAUAGUGAUACGGAAAAUUCUUGGGAACCUAUUGAAAAUCUUGAUUGUGAAGAUUUGAUUGAAAACUAUGAAAAAAGUUGUGUAUCAGAUGCUGGUCCACCUAGAGGAUUAUCUGUUCUAGAUGAUUUAAUGGAGUGCUGCGAUAGUUUUGAUGAGUCUGAUUAUAAUAAAACUAAUUAACUGUAUUAAUAGGAAUAAGAUUGCUGAGUUGAACUUUUAUUUUA
This is a messenger RNA of Rhopalosiphum maidis (corn leaf aphid), 579 nucleotides long. Its product is annotated as heterochromatin protein 1-like. Bases 197 to 535 code for a protein of 112 amino acids. Lineage: Eukaryota; Metazoa; Arthropoda; Insecta; Hemiptera; Aphididae. The transcript has 2 exons. Gene Ontology annotation, biological process: negative regulation of transcription by RNA polymerase II; chromatin organization. The record is from RefSeq and is a predicted model, not a curated record. Gene Ontology annotation, molecular function: chromatin binding. Gene Ontology annotation, cellular component: pericentric heterochromatin.